Molecule: messenger RNA, 3975 nt
Organism: Oncorhynchus tshawytscha (Chinook salmon)
Lineage: Eukaryota; Metazoa; Chordata; Actinopteri; Salmoniformes; Salmonidae
Product: N-alpha-acetyltransferase 15, NatA auxiliary subunit
Exons: 20
Coding region: 393-3002 (869 amino acids)
Biological process (GO): N-terminal peptidyl-methionine acetylation
Cellular component (GO): cytoplasm; NatA complex
Molecular function (GO): protein binding; protein-N-terminal amino-acid acetyltransferase activity
Source: RefSeq, a predicted model, not a curated record
AGCUAGCUCUGGAGAACCCAAGAUUGGAAUUAUGAGAACAGAGAAAAAUAUAUUUUACAUCACGUCUAUUGCAGAACCGAAGUGAUGCAUUAUAACACGUCCCCUUCCAUAAUUGUCUUUGGUUGAUUGAUUUACAUUUGUAACUUUUCAGUUUGACAAUUUUGCACCGUACAGCAGCAGCACGCACACAGACCCAGAGAGCAGCUUGACCCGGAGGAGAAGGCGGCCAUUUUGGUCUGAAGGGGGCCUUGGCUGUCACCACGUGAGGAAGAAGAGCCCGAAAGAGAGCGAGACAAUUCCGGGAGCUUUGACUCGAAGAGACCGAGAGGGGAGAGAGAGAGAGGAAACUUCGAUUCAUGCGCGAAGCUACAGAAGAGUAGCCAGAUUACAGAAUGCCCUCAAUUACUCUACCGCCGAAGGAGAACGCUCUAUUCAAGAGAAUAUUGAGAUGCUAUGAGCACAAGCAGUACAGAAAUGGACUCAAGUUCUGCAAACAGAUCCUCUCCAACCCAAAGUUCGCCGAGCAUGGAGAGACGCUGGCGAUGAAGGGACUGACCCUGAACUGUCUGGGGAAAAAGGAGGAUGCGUACGAGCUGGUGAGACGAGGCCUGCGCAACGACCUCAAGAGCCAUGUCUGCUGGCAUGUGUACGGUCUGCUGCAGCGGUCGGAUAAGAAGUACGACGAGGCUAUCAAGUGCUACCGCAAUGCUCUGAAGUGGGACAAGGACAACCUGCAGAUCCUCAGGGACCUUUCUCUUCUCCAAAUCCAGAUGAGAGACCUGGAGGGCUACAGGGAGACCCGCUAUCAGCUCCUGCAGCUGCGUCCCGCGCAGAGGGCCUCAUGGAUCGGCUACGCCGUGGCCUACCACCUGCUGGAGGACUUUGAGAUGGCCGCCAAGAUCGUUGAAGAGUUUCGCAAAACGCAACAGACGUCACCAGACAAAGUGGACUAUGAGUACAGUGAGCUGCUGCUGUACCAGAACCAGGUGCUCAGGGAGGCGGGGCUGUUCAAGGAAGCACUGGAGCACCUCACCACCUAUGAGAAACAGAUCUGUGACAAGCUUGCUGUGGAGGAGACACGAGGAGAGCUGCUACUGCAGCUAGACCGCUCGGAGGAGGCCACUGAGGUCUACCGACAACUCCAGGAGAGGAACCCUGAGAACUGGGCCUACUACCAGGGUCUGGAGAAAGCACUGAAACCAGCUUGCAUAGAGGAGAGGCAGAAGCUCUAUGAGGAGGCGUGGGUGAAGUAUCCCAAAGGACUUGUUCCCCGGAGGCUGCCUCUCACCUUCCUAACAGGUGAGAAGUUCCGUGAAUGUCUGGACUGCUAUCUGAGGAUGAACUUCAGUAAAGGCUGUCCGCCCGUCUUCACCACUCUGAAGUCCCUGUAUCACGACAAGGAGAAGUUGUCCAUCAUUGAAGAAUUAGUGGUUGGAUAUGAGACGUGUUUGAAAAGCUGUCGAAAGUUCAAUCAAAGUGAUGACGGUAAGGAGGAGCCCCCCACCACUCUGCUGUGGGUCCAGUAUUUCCUGGCUCAGCACUUUGACCACGUGGGCCAGCAGACGCUAGCCCUGGACUACAUCAACACAGCAAUCGAGAGCACACCCACGCUCAUAGAACUGUUCCUCAUCAAGGCCAAAAUAUACAAGCAUGCAGGUAACAUAAAGGAAGCAGCCAGGUGGAUGGAUGAGGCCCAGGCUCUGGACACUGCUGACCGCUUCAUCAACUCAAAGUGUGCCAAGUACAUGUUGAAGGCCGGCCUGGUCAAAGAGGCAGAAGAGAUGUGCUCCAAGUUCACAAGGGAGGGUGCAUCAGCGGUAGAGAAUCUGAAUGAGAUGCAGUGUAUGUGGUACCAGACAGAAUGUGCUCUGGCCUACAAGUCCAUGAACAAGUUUGGAGACGCACUCAAGAAGUGCCACGAGAUCGAGAGGCAUUUUGUGGAGAUCACAGACGACCAGUUCGACUUCCACACGUACUGCAUGAGGAAAAUGACGCUGCGAUCCUAUGUGGACCUGCUCAAGCUGGAGGACGUGCUGCGCAUGCACCCCUUCUAUUACAAAGCUGCCCGCACCGCCAUUCAGAUCUACCUCGGCCUGCACGACAACCCACUCACCGACGACAACAAGGAACACCAGGCGGACGCCGAGAACCUGAAUGACAAGGAGCUAAAGAAGCUUAGGAACAAGCAGAGACGAGCCCAGAAGAAAGCCCAACUAGAGGAGGAGAAGAAGAACGCAGAGAAAGAGAAGCAGCUGAAGAACCAGAAGAAGAAGAAAGAAGAUGACGACGAGGAGAUCGGAGGACCAAAGGAGGAGCUCAUACCAGACAAACUGGCCAAGGUGGAGAACCCACUAGAGGAGGCAGUGAAGUUUUUAACCCCCCUUAAAAACCUGGUGAAGAACAAGAUUGAGACUCACCUCCUGGCCUUCGAGAUCUACUUCAGGAAAGAGAAGUACCUGCUGAUGUUGCAGUCGGUGAAGAGAGCAUUCUCCAUGGAGCCCUCUCACCCCUGGCUGCACCAGUGUCUAGUGCGCUUCUUCAAAGGAGUGUCUGACAGUAAGGACCUACCGGAGGCUGUGCGGACUGUUUUGAAGCAGGAGAUCUCACGGCUGUUUGGGGAGAGCAACCCCCAGAACUUUAACAAGAACUACCUGAGCCAACACUCCAACUCUAUACCACACCGCGUGGCUGCUGCUAAGAUGAUGUUUUAUCUGGACCCGUCCUCUGACAAGAUGGCCUCUGAGCUGGCUACAGCGCCAGAUGAGUCCCUCACUGGGAGAAGCAUCACGAUCUGCACAGAUGUGCUGGAGGCGCUGCGUGAGGGCAAUCUCGGCGAUGGGCAGCAGAAGGCAGCGGAGGCGUACCGCGCCGCGUGUAACAAGCUGUACCCCCACACCUUGGCCUUCAUGCCCCCCGGCUACGAGGACAACGCCACCUCCACCAUCAGCGCCAAUGGAGACCUGUCAGCAGGCGAGCACGACGACAUGGCCAACGACAUGUGAGAGGGGAGCGAGGGAUGGGAGGGGAGGAGCAUAGAAGCUGCCAGCCGCUAGUCUGCCAACAACACCCCAGCUACGGUUGUUUGUGAAUGCCCCCUGCAGUGCACUGACCUGGACUGAGAGAGCCGCGAAGAGGAGGGAAAAACAAAUGCGCAUUUUACAAUUUUUUUUUUUUUUUUAAACCCUGUUGACAUCUCUUCUUUAACUGAACAAAAUAAAACUGUAUAAGAAAAGUGUUAGGGUGGCUGCCGUUAAGUCAGGUUUUUACUCCUGUGUUUUCACGCCUGUGUUUCUCCUGUAUGUGCAUCUGCUUCUCACGUUUUUAAAGGUAAUUUAUAUAUUAAAAACAAAGAAUUUAAAACAUUUGCAAAAAUUGAAAGAUUAUAAAUUGUGGUGGUGAUGGAGGAUUGUGGUUUUACCUGUGAGCUGGCAAGUGCCAAAAAUGAAAAGGUGGAACUUUUUAAAAGGAGACAUCACUUGUUUCCCGGGGGAGGCGUAGCAGCGAUGCACUCAGUUAAUCAGCUACUGAGCUCAAGCAGUCCUCUGCUCUGCCACAAGGUGGUGCAGCAGUAGAGGUCCCGGCGUGGCCUCCAGGAGGGAACAGGACACGAAUGAUCUGAAUGCAGAGACACAGAGCUCAAUGCUCACCUGGAGUGCUGUAUGACUGACAAAUGUGCAGAUUUCUGUUUUCCUUUUCCGCUCUGUAUUUUCCUUCCUAGUUUUACCCAUGUGAAAGUCCCAUGAAACCACUUCCUGAUAAAGCAAAAACACACUGACACUACAGUUAGUGGGGUUUGUUUUGGGGUUUUAUUUCUGUUUAUUGGUCAAAUGUUAUAGGCUCAUCCAAUGUUACCAAUCCAUCUUUUAUUUUUUUGAGAAAGGCGUUUGUCAAUCAUACUGAGUUCUGCACACAGACCACUCCUAACACACAGAGGACUUAUCAAUAACUAAAGUUGAAUAAAAAGCUAUUUCCUGA